CGCCGCCGCAGCCUCUGCCGCCGGAGUGGUCGGGCUCGGCGGCGGGGCACUCCUGCCGAGCCCCGCGUUGGUGGCCUCCGUAACUGCGCCCGUCCCGGACCCGCUAAGGCGCUUUGUGUUAUUCUUGGAAAAUUUCGCACCACUUGUGAAUUCCUUGAACCUGGGCAUUGCAAACCCACUUCUGUUGGGCCCAUCUCCUUUGCAGUUUGCUCAGAUUAAGACACAGUUGGCUCUACAACAGCUGAAUGCAGUUGCUUCACAUGGUUCAGCAUCACCUUAUUCUUUAUUAAAUCAGUCAUUCUUGAAAAUAGCCAUGUCGAGACCCAGGUUUAAUCCUCGAGGACACUUUCCAGGUCAAAGGCCGCAAGCACCUAACCCUUCGGGGAUGAAGCCUCAUGGAGGAUACAUGAGAACUGAAACAAUGGGUAUCCCAAGAUUACAUCCAUCAGGAAGACCCCAUGGAAUUGCGCAAAGAUUUGGGGGCCAUGAGUCUUACCAGAGCAUGGGCCCCCAUAGGACAAAUGUUCAGAUGAUGCAACACCGGACCGACCCAAGAUUGGCCAAAGAAAAAAUGGAUUUUCACGAAGCCCAACAAAAGAAGGGAAAACCUCAUGUUGGUCAGUGGGAUGAUAGUCCUCGUCCAUCUGGAACAGCAGGUCUGAAACGUGGUUCUGCAACACACAUGACAGACCAGAGUCCUAAAGUACAUAGUCGAUACACAAAGGAAAGUGCAUCAAGUAUUUUAGCAAGCUUUGGAUUAUCCAACGAAGACCUAGAGGAGCUCAGUCGAUAUCCAGAUGAACAGCUCACCCCAGAAAACAUGCCAUUGAUACUGAGGGAUAUAAGAAUGCGUAAAAUGGGACGCUGGUUACCUAAUUUACCUUCACAGAGAAGUGGUAAAGAAACCCUUGGUGGCGAGACAGUUUCAAGUAAUGUGAUUGAUUAUGGACAUGCCAGUAAAUAUGGUUACACAGAAGAUCCAUUGGAAGUACGAAUUUAUGAUCCUGAAGAACCUACGGAAGAAAAUAAGAAUGAAUUUCAGUCCCAGCAGAAUAUUUCUGUGUCUGCUCCAAAUGUGAUAUGUAAUUCAAUGUUUCCAGUUGAAGAUUUGAUCAGACAGAUGGGUUUCCAAAGUGAAUCCUCCAGUAAUCAGUCAUUUUUCCCAGUUGAUAGUGCAAACAAGAUGUCAAAUUUAAACAUGACAGGACAGUCAGUCCUUGAACCAGUGAACUCUGUGAGCCAAUCUAUCAGUCAAGCAAUGAGCCAGUCACUUAUUUCUUCAAUGAGCCAAUCUCUGAUACCACCUCCUAUGAGCCAGCAGUCCUUCUCAACUGAGUUAAUUACACCUGUAAGCCAACAGGAGAGGAUUUCUCAUGAACCUGUGAUUAAUUCAUCUAACAUGCAUAUUGGGUCUGGAGGUGGGAAAAAAAAUUACUCAUCAGAACCUGAUGCUCCUAUUCAGUCUCCAUUUGGAAUUGUAAAAGCAUCUUGGCUGCCCAAGUUUUCACAGGCGGGUGCCCAGAAGAUGAAGAGACUUCCAACUCCUUCUAUGAUGAAUGAUUAUUAUGCUGCAUCUCCAAGAAUAUUUCCACAUAUGUGUUCUCUAUGUAACGUAGAGUGUAGUCAUUUGAAGAAUUGGAUUCAGCAUCAGAAUACACCCGCCCACAUUGAGAGCUGCCGGCAGUUACGUCAACAGUAUCCUGAUUGGAAUCCUGAGAUCCUGUCUUCCAGGAGAGAUGAGGGCAAUCGAAAGGAAAAUCAGACUCCAAGGAGACGUACUCACUCAUCUAGUGCCAGUCCGCGUCGGUCUAGAGGGCCAAGCUUUGGUCACAAGUUGCGGCGAUCUCGGUCUCGAAGCCCUGGACGUUAUAUGCAAAAUAGGCCAAGAAGUCGAAGUCCAAGAUGUUCACAUCGGUUCAGUCCUAGACACCGGUCUCGGUCCCCACAUCGAUCUAGAAAUCCCCUCAGGGGCAGUCCUAAGCCCCCAAGAUCUGCUAGCUCUGAGUGGACAUCAAGGAGACGGCCAAGGUCACCAGAUAAAAGAAGCUCAUUGGAAGCUGUGGUACAGAGCUUAGGACACAGUUUUUCUGCAGAGUUCAGUAAGCAGAAACACUUUGAAGCAAGUGGGAAGGGGAGAUCCUCGACCCAAAAGACUCUUAGCAGCGGUUCAAAACCUCCCUGUAAGACUGUAGGCUCAGCAAAGAGCGAGCCCUCUUCGACCAGUCAUUCUGCUCGUCAUAAAGCCAAGAAUCCUGACGAUGCCUGCUCAUCACAGAUGCUGGAGGAAAGUGUUCCUCAAAGAAAGCCGUGGGAAGAUGAAUCCUUGCGUUGUGACACAAUUAUUCAUGUGUCAGAGUUACCAGCUGAUGGCUACACUGAGCAAGAUGUUAUAAAGAUAGUUCAACCAUUUGGAAAAGUUAGUGAUCUCUUGAUUGUCCCAUCUAGAAAUGAGGCCUACUUGGAAAUGAAGUUUAAAGAGGCUGUGGCAGCUGCCGUGAAGUAUUGUGAAACAACACCAGUCCAGGUGAAAGGGAAGCGGGUGAAGAUCAGUGCCGCAGGGAAGAAGAAGUUGCCGAGUACCAUUCAGCACAGUGCCGCCUCCGCUGAUGGCAGGUGGCACCUGAACACAGGGACCGAAUCAGGAGAACAGGAACCCGAAGCAGAUGGGGUUGGAGAACAGAGGCUCUGCAAGAGUGAGUCUCCCGGGGAGAGGCCUUGGACAUACACAGGAGUUCCGGUUGGACAGUCGACUAAGAACAAAGAUGGGAAAAAAGUGGCUUCGGAAACAAAGAAACCAUCGACUUCAAAAAAAGAGGCGGAUGCUUCAAAAGCCGAAUCUGUAACGUCAGCUUCCACUGGAAAGUCAUCAGUUAAUAAAAAGUCUGUGAUUUCCGCAAGUGCUAAAAGUAAUAAAACUUCUAACAAAUCAGCAAAACCUAGUGGAAAGAAGACAAUAGAAAGCAAAAAACCUGUAGAUCCCCAAAUUAAAGACUCUAACAAGACUGUGACGGUACCAGAGAAACUUGCACCGUUACUUGCUGAAUCAGAUCAACCUAUCAAGACUUUAGUUGACAAAGAAAACACUGAAACCAGAAGCAUUUCUGAAACCAAGGCCACUGAGGGUGCUGCUAAAGAAAAUCUUUCAGCUGUUUCAGGGACCACUGAAAAUGAGGAUUCAAUUAGCAAGGAGACUGAAGAAAUGUGCAUUGUCCUUAUUUCAAAUUUGCCAAAUAAAGGAUAUUCCACAGAAGAAGUUUCCAAUCUGGCAAAGCCAUUUGGUGGUUUCAAGGAUAUUUUGAUUUUAUCAUCUCAUAAAAAGGCAUACAUGGAAAUAAAUAGAAAGUCUGCAGACUCCAUGGUAAAAUUUUAUACCUGCUUCCCAAUGUCGAUGGACGGAAAUCAGCUCUCGAUAAACAUGGCUCCUGAAAAUAUUAAUCUAAAGGAUGAGGAAGCUAUAUUCACAUCUUUGAUUAAAGAAUCUUCCCCUCAGGCAAGCCUAGAUAAAAUUCACACUCAGUUUGUGCAUCUUGGCAACUUACCGGAUGAAGGAUACACAGAACAUGAGGUAGUUUGUGUUGGACUUCAGUUUGGAAAAGUGGAUCGAUACGUGUUCAUAAAUAAUAGAAACAAGGUAAUUCUUCAGUUAGAUAGUCCUGAAUCUGCUCAGAAAAUGCACAGCUUCUUAAAACAAAGUCCUUUUAACCUGGGUGAAAAUGUAUUAACUUGUACAUUAUCGCUGAAGACAGAGCCGUCGGAGGUUCAAACUGAGAGAGACCCAGAAUCAGGAAAAGAGAGCCCUGACUUGAAAAACAAUCCAGUUGAUGAAAGUGAGGUGCAUACAGCAGCUGAUAGUUCCUCAGUUAAGCCUAGUGAAAUCAUGGAAGAGACCGUCCCAAAUCUCAUCCUCCAAACAGAGCCUUCCACAUUGCAGGAAGACACUUUGAAGGGAGAACCUGAACGAGGAGCAGUAUGUGACUCUGACUCAGCUCCUGGAAAGGUGGAGGUGGGAGGACAGAUGGAGGAGGCAGAGUCAAGGAAUGCUGAUGGCGCCUCUGCCCUGGCCAAGCCUGAAUUAACACAGGAUGGUACAGAGAAUUCCAUAUCUACUCCUCAGGACAAUAUGGCUGAUGCAGAGAAGGAAGAGACAGUCAAAGCUAAAGCUGAACUAGAACUGGAUCCAUCCAGUGUUCUGUGUGCUGAAGAAAAGGACAGUAAACAAAAGGUGGAAGAAUCUCUUCCUGAGACUGAAGAUGCCCACAGUGUGGAGAAGUCUGGGAAUGCCCUUUUAGGGUCUGUUGGAGAAGCAGCAGCAGACAUGGACGUACAUGAAGCCGGUUCAGAAGUGGUGCCUCCUCUUUCUCCGGUGGUCACAAUACAAGGGACUUCUGCUGAGAAUGAGAAGUUAGCAGUAAGCAAAGAGGAAAUUUAUGAUAAAAACACCCUGGAGGAAAAGGAGGACAAGGUGCUUGAGUUCAAAGACGCUAGAAUUGAGCUGAAAACUGCGCUGGAAAUAGGGCCUGAGAAAGAAGGUGACAAGAAUAUGGCCGAGGAUGCCUCGGGUGUGGAGAAGUCUGAAAAGAUUGUCACAGUGACAAGAGAGAAAACGGCAGAGACCAAGGAACAUGCAAAUAAAGGAGUGGGCCAAGCUAGUAAGCCUGAUGAAACAAGUAAAACCAGUGUUCAGGUGGUGUCGAAUGCCUCCUCCAGCAAACUGAGCUCUAAGCCUGGGGCUUCCACCCCAAGCACGCCCAAGACAAAAGUGACCGGUCAGAAAAGCGAAGUCAAAAUGGAAGAUCAGAGGACGUGCUCAAAGCUUUUCCCCAGAAGCCAAGCAAGUGGGGACAAGAAGCUCACGGCCAAAGACAUGGGCUCCUUUAGACCUGCCUUUGCCAGGUCCACCCUGGGUGAAAGCAGCAAAUGUAAAGCUUCCCCCAGCGGCAUAGCCAGAGGCAGUGGGCGGACCUCAGUGCCCCAAGACAAGGAUUACAGGGCUCUAGCAAAACAGUCUCAAGAGACAGAGACUAGACCUUCCACCAUGAAACGGGAUGACAGCGGCAAUAAGACUUCUGCUGGGCAGAACACUAAGAACCCUAAAGGCAGCUCUGGUAAAACUGCCAAACCUAGAGAGGAGGAAGAGCUUUUUCCAUUUAAUUUGGAUGAGUUUGUUACCGUGGAUGAAGUCAUAGAAGAGAUAGAUCCUUCUCAAGCCAAGCAGAAUGCACCAAAGGGGAAAAAGAAAGAACUUAGCAAGAAUCCUCCUUCCUCUGAGAUUAGCUUAAAAAGAAGGAAGGGGAAAAGCUCAGUAUCUUGUGUUGCUGAGAGUGAGUUGUCUUUCGUUACGUUGGAUGAGAUUGGUGAAGAAGAAGAUGCAGCUGCUCACCUGACCAUAGAGUCUAACUUAGAAACUAAAGCUCUCGUCACCGUAGAUGAAGUAAAUGAUGAAGAGGAGCUUAAUGUGGAAGAAAUGGUUAAAAAUGCAAAUUCCCUUCUUACUUUAGAUGAGAUAAUUGAGCAAGAUGAUUGCACUUCUCACGGGGAACCUAAAGAUGUCACCAUUUUGUCAGUGGAUGAAGAGCGAGAUCUUUUGAAGAGGGAACCCCUAGUAACUGUGGAUGAAAUUGGAGAAGUAGAAGAGCUACCUUUAAAUGAGUCAGCAGAUAUAAAUUUUCCCCCUAUAAAUCCCAAGGAAGAAGAGAAUGCCGUAAGGGAGGCCAUUGGCUUCAUCUCUUCUCAGGUGCCUGAAGACCCCACCACUUUAGUUACGGUAGAUGAAAUCCAAGAUGACAGCAGUGAUGUCCAUUUAGUCACUUUAGAUGAAGUGACAGAAGAAGAUGAAGAGUCUUUGGCAGACUUUAACAACCUUAAAGAGGAGCUUAAUUUUGUUACUGUUGAUGAGGUUGGAGAAGAGGAAGAGGGAGAGAAUGACUUAAAAGUUGAGACAGCUAGAAAAGAGGUUUGCCCUGUGGCUAAAACAGGGGGCAUUAAGAAGAAAACUAUAGUCAGCAAGCAGGAGAAGCCUAAAGCUUUGUACCAAAUGGGCCAGAUUAAUGAGGAGGUUAUAGAAAAAGAUCCCAAAACUAUGACCGAACGACAUUUAGCAGAGCAAAGCAUGUCCCAAGGUUCUUCACCUCAAGAAAAGGGGAUGAAGCCAGAGACCAAGCAAGAACACUCAGUGAAAUCUUCAGCUAAGAGAAGUAGAACCAAGAAAAUGCCAUCGUCAGAGAAUUUUGAUACAUCAGAAGCGCCCAAACUAGAAGAGGCUGCGAUGAACAUAGUUGAAGAAUCUGGAUCAGAAGAUGCCGAACCAGAGAAAAAGAGAAAGAAAGAUGAAGAGUCUUCCUUAGACUUAGAUUUUCUUAUACCGAAGGCUGGCUUCUUCUGUCCUAUUUGUUCCCUCUUCUACUCGGAUCAGAAAACGAUGGCCAACCAUUGCAAGAGUGCGCGUCACAAGCAGAAUACAGAGAAAUUCAUGGCCCGGCAAAAAGAAAAAGAGCGGAAAGAGGCUGAAGAGAAAAACUCGAGGUGAUCAGGAGAAGAGUUGAUUAAGAAUUCAUUUAGGGUCCAGUUGAUUUUAUGUAUUUUGUUUAUCACUUAAUUUGUAACUUUGUUUCAGAAGCAGAUAUUCAUGUUGUACAAAUUUCUGAUUGCACUUGAUGUAGAAAGGACUGUUGGGGGCGGGGGGGUGGGCGGGGAGUAUGAUGGGUUUGAUUUUUAUAUCAAAUCAUCUGGCCUGGAGAAACAUCUUUUACAUACAAGUGUUGAAAUAAAUGUUGCUACUGUAUAUUUAACAGCA
This is a messenger RNA of Trichosurus vulpecula (common brushtail), 6793 nucleotides long. It is a transcript of the gene ZNF638, whose product is annotated as zinc finger protein 638. The record is from RefSeq and is a predicted model, not a curated record. NCBI's taxonomy places the organism in Eukaryota, Metazoa, Chordata, Mammalia, Diprotodontia, Phalangeridae. Gene Ontology annotation, cellular component: nucleus. The transcript has 30 exons. Gene Ontology annotation, molecular function: mRNA binding; zinc ion binding. Gene Ontology annotation, biological process: regulation of RNA splicing; RNA splicing. The coding region runs from base 314 to 6526 and encodes 2070 amino acids.